UUGUCUAGUUGUUUCUUAGUGUUCAGGUAUUUCACAAUAGAUAAACGAAAAAUGAUUUGGAAAAUUGUAUUUUUGUUGACGUGUUUUAACGUUUUAGUGGACGCUGGUGGAUGUUGUGAACCAGGUGGUACAUUGACGGACGAGGUUAGCGAUGUGGAUAAUAAUACCGAAGUACCGCAACCGUAUGAAACAAUUGCACAAUGGCUAGAAGUCUUAAAAGAACAGGGCUAUAUAGAUUGGACUAAAUUGGCGAAAACACCUAGGAAUAAUCAAAUAGAAAAUGCAAGGGCCGGAUUAGCUUAUAGUAGAUGUCCAUCUACUAUCUUGGGAGAUCUUCUUAAGAGCAGUAAACAAAUUAACUGGCCUCCUGAAUUAGCUUCAGCUAUAACUAGAUUUGAACGAAGUGUUUUAAGAACCUAUACAUAUAGACGUAUUCCAAAAACACAAGCAGUAUUCUUGGCCCCUUCUGAAAACCAAGGAGUGCCUGAGUCAGGACUUUUACUUAUUUUUGAUAAACUCGAAGGAACUGAGGAUGAUAAUUAAAAUCG
Messenger RNA from Adelges cooleyi (spruce gall adelgid), 548 nucleotides. RefSeq names its product E3 ubiquitin-protein ligase NRDP1-like. Bases 52 to 543 code for a protein of 163 amino acids. Gene Ontology annotation, biological process: protein ubiquitination. NCBI's taxonomy places the organism in Eukaryota, Metazoa, Arthropoda, Insecta, Hemiptera, Adelgidae. The transcript is spliced from 4 exons. Gene Ontology annotation, molecular function: ubiquitin protein ligase activity. The record is from RefSeq and is a predicted model, not a curated record.